AAUGUCAAUUUGACAUUAUAGGUGAGGUAAGCUUUGUCACUUUGUGCAUCGUACUUCAGUCCUGAUUACACUAGAUAAUAAAAAUUAUCCCAAUGUCUAUUUAACCAAGAAAAUAAAGUAAACAAACUAUAAAAAGUCGGGGAAUCACAAUGGAAAAUAUCCAGAGUGAAAAAGAGGAACAACACCAAGAAACGUUAUUGGUGAAUGUCGUCCCUGCUCAAAUACUACGUUUCGACAUGGUUUGUCGCGUUUGCGGCAAUGAAAACGAGAAGAACAUUCAAAUAUUCGGGGCGGAUGGGCAGAACUACGAACUAGCCCUGAAAAUGAACACUUAUUUACCCAUAAAGGUUGCGGAAAACGACCGUUUGCCAACUGGUUGUUGUUGGACUUGUGCAUCAGCAAUAAUUUCCUGGCAUGAUUUGAUUGUAACAAGCAUAGAAACCGAUCGUAAAAUUAGGGCGUUGCAGAUAGUUUUAGCUAAGCCGCUUACGAUUCCUUCGGAAAGAACCGAAGGUGAAUGUGAACCUGUUCUAAAUCACCGAACGGACCAAGAUGAUUCAUCUGUAAGUCUGAGUGCUUUAUACGACAAUACCAUUCCAACUGAAUCAACUUUAUGUAAUGAGCUAAUACCUAAUAAUAAUUCGCAUGAUAUUAAUAAGGGAGAAAUAAAAAUAUCAGAGUAUCUCGAAGAAACCGAUUCAAAUGUUACUCAAACCGAGUCGCAACUUCCAUCAAUGAAUGAUACCGAUAAAAAUGUUGUAACAAAGCCAAAUUUCUUAAAAGAUGAAAAUAACGAAUUUGAAUUUGUGAAUGUGAUAAAAUAUGAUUUUUCAUGUGAAUAUUGUGGGGCUUUAUUCAUAAAAGACGAAGAUAUUCUUCGUCACGUGCGAGAACAACAUGGCAACGAAAUUGAUUUAAAUGAAACGGUCAAUAUAUCACAAAAUUCCGAGAAAAAGGAAAGACGUAAACACACUAAAAUCGAUCAAGAAGCUGUGAAUGCCGCGAAAGUCGUCGUCGACGGAAAAGUUUAUUACAAUUGUAAAAUUUGCGGAAGAAGUUUGUAUUCUCCUUACACAUAUUUAUGGCACGUGCGAAUUCACACCGGAGAACGGCCGUUUGUUUGCGAUUUAUGCGGGAAACAAUUCCGCGUUUCUCAAGGUCUAGCAAGACAUCUCCGCGAAACUCACCAAGGGAUUAAAAAAUUCGGAUGCGAUAUUUGCGGUCGAAUGUUUUCCACGCGAAGGAACGUCACCGAACAUAGACGAAUUCACACAAACGAACGACCGUACAUUUGCGAUUUGUGCGGUAAAGCGUUCAAGCAGAAAGCUUCGCUCUUUGUACAUAGUCGAUCGCACACCGAUCACUUUCCUUUCGGUUGUACAUAUUGUCAUUUACGGUUCAGGACUAAACCGCCGCUUAUGGUACAUAUUACGAGACACACGGGCGAGAAACCGUUCUCUUGUGAUAAAUGCGGGAGGUGUUUUCGGGUUAAAUACGAGCUAAAACGACAUAUGUUGGUGCAUUCCGAUGAGAAACCGUUUGUUUGUGGGGAGUGUGGACUUAGUUUUCGACAGAAACGCUAUUUGAGGAAUCAUACGAAAACUAAUCAUAAUCGUGUAAAUGUGCAAUAAUAUUAUUAAUAAUUUAAGCUCUUUUUAAGACAUUUAUGUAAAUAUAUCCUAGGUUUUUAAGUGUU
This is a messenger RNA of Onthophagus taurus, 1696 nucleotides long. Its product is annotated as zinc finger protein OZF-like. The record is from RefSeq and is a predicted model, not a curated record. Gene Ontology annotation, biological process: regulation of transcription by RNA polymerase II; embryo development. Gene Ontology annotation, molecular function: DNA-binding transcription factor activity, RNA polymerase II-specific; RNA polymerase II transcription regulatory region sequence-specific DNA binding; zinc ion binding. Lineage: Eukaryota; Metazoa; Arthropoda; Insecta; Coleoptera; Scarabaeidae. Gene Ontology annotation, cellular component: nucleus.